Symbiodinium necroappetens is the source of this 13635-nucleotide messenger RNA. Lineage: Eukaryota; Dinophyceae; Suessiales; Symbiodiniaceae. The record is from the annotation of a GenBank genome assembly.
AUGCUUUCUCUGCAUAGAAGCCUGAAGUUUGUCUUUCCCAAUGCACCGAUACGCCCCAUUACCAUUAAUGGUGGCGCGGAAAUGCGUGGCUGGUACGACAUUGACCCGGGCGCACCAUUGGCCGGCGGUGAAGACAUCGAAGCCUCAGCUGCAGGCAUUGCCAGGCUGAUAGAGGCUGAAGUCGACGCAGGCAUACCCGCCAGCCAGAUCGUGUUGGCAGGAUUUUCUCAAGGCGGUGUUAUCGCCCUGCAUCUGGGACUGGCCUAUAACAAGAAGCUGGCGGGCAUCAUGGCUUUGUCCACCUAUCUGCACGACCACGAAAAUAUUGCCAAUCGGCUGGAUUUUGCCAACGUCGACACGCCAAUUUUCAUGGCACACGGACUAUCCGACCCGAUGAUCCCAAUUACCCGAGCCAUCACCGCACGAGAAACACUGCUGGGUUUGAACUAUGCUGUGCAGUGGCAUGAAUAUGCCAUGGAUUUUUCCCUGAUCGACCCACUCGAACCAAGCCCCGGAGCCUGGCUGGAUAGCGUCCUGGCCGACUUCGACUGCUUCCUCGCCGAUCAUGCUUCAUGCGAGAAAAAGGCUUCAGGGAUGGCCAUGAGCAUGGCUUCACACUAUCCGGACAAGCCGGAACUGCUCAGCGCCAUGGCCGACCUUGCCGUUGAGGAACUGAGCCACUAUCGCGAAGUCAUUCGCCUGAUGUUACAACGCGGCGUCAGCCCGAGACCUGACACCAAAGAUCCGUACGUCAACACGCUGAAUCGCCUGGUGCGCAAAGGGGCAGACGUGUUCCUGAUGGACCGCCUGCUGCUGGGCGCCAUUGUGGAACGACGCGGAGCUGAGCGAUUCGGCUGUAUCGCUGAGGCGGUAACCGAUCCGAUGCUGCAGAAGUUCUACCAGGCCAUAGCCGCCAGCGAAGCUCGGCACUGGACGCUUUUUUACACCCUCGCCUGGCGCCAUUCCGUUGCCCGCUAUCUGGACGGCUACGCCGAAGCUGCCGCACCCGAUCUGCCCCAAAGCGACUAUGACUUCGUGCUUAUAGUGCCGAUGUUCGAUGAACCGCCUGAAUCUCUGGCGCGGUUGCUGCAAAACAAUACACACCUGAAAAUACUGGUUAUCGCGGUUGUCAACGCGCCGGCGGGCGCUUCGAACACCGAACGCAGGCGCACCCAGGCUCUGCUGCAGACAGCACAGGCUAUCUGCCCGGUAGAUUGUUGGGCGAUCGAUGCGGUCAGCCAUCCGCUGCCGACAAAGCAAGGGGUUGGCCUAGCCCGCAAGAUUGGUAACGAUGCUGCCUGUCGCUUGUGGCUGACAGGUAAAAUCAGCUGUCCAUGGCUAUACCAAUGCGACGCCGAUAGCGUUUUACCUCCAAACUACUUUUCGACAAAACUUCCAGCUCGCGGUGCGGUUGUGUUUGCUUUCCGGCACAACAGUCCGGAUCCGCUGAUGCAGAAAGCUGCCAACUUUUACGAACGGCACAUGCAUCACUACGUUCACGGCCUGCAACAGGCCGGCUCCCGCUACGCCUAUCCUACCCUGGGUAGCACUAUGGCUGUUCAUGUGCAGGACUACGCGCUGGUACGAGGAUUUCCAAAACGCAGUGGCGCAGAAGAUUUCUAUCUGCUCGACAAGAUUGCCAAAGUCAGUCAGGUGACUUGCAAACCGGAAGUGACGGUAAGUAUUCAGGCCCGCCUUUCCCACCGUGUACCAUUUGGCACUGGACCCGCCCUGCAGAAAAUUAUGCAAGGCUUCGAGCGCGACUCUAGCGGCGCUUUUUUUACGACGUAUCACCCGGACAGUUUUAAACUACUCGCCACCGCGCUCAGACAUCUGCAGGCGGUCGCUGCCGGCGCUGAACUGGCAGACGAUCGCGCGACCCGACUGCUGGGUGAACUGGGCAUUGAACAGCUGAUACCAAAGCUGCAGGCAAAGUAUCCCACUCCCGGACAAAAGGCGUUGAUACUUACACAGUGGUUUGACGCAGGUAAAACGCUACGCUUCAUCCACCUGGCGCGAAGAUAUUAUGCAGAUAUUUCACUGAACGAACUGGACGCCACCCAAGUACACUGGACUAUAGCGACAAAAGGAUGUGCUAUGUCUACUGAACUGCCGGGUAAUUCUGAUCUCGCCUGGGAUCUGGACGAAUUUACGCAAGCUGAGCGAGCAAUGGAUUUCGUGCGCCAGUUUGAAACCACCCUGUGCGUCUAUUCACCCUCGGUUGAACAGAUCUACAGCACCUACAACAUGUUUUUCCCGGAUGACUGGGAUCGUAAACUGGUCAUCCUGCCUGAUGCUGCCGCCUACCAUGACACUUUUUACCACGUCUCCCGGUCAGCCAUUACCGCGACAGGGCUCAAUAUCAUUCCUGGCGAACUGAUUGACCGCGAAGGUCUGUAUCUGGCCAACGUCGACGAGGACCGGUCACUGGGACGCCGACAGGUGCCGUUUGUCGAAGGGUUGCGCGCCAUUAUCGCCUCCCGCCCGGAGAGCGACCCUUUUUUACCAGUGCUGGCCAAGGGUGAUUUGCGUGAACUCCAGCAAUCCUGGCCGGUAUUACACCUGCAUCGCGUCCAUCCAAAGUCUAUUCCCAACAUGUCCGAGCUGGAUCGUACUAAUUUAGCCAAUGUGAUCGCAGAAAAGUUAGAAUCACUCGUUGUUCUGAUCGCCAUCAUCAGCCUCUCCUGGAGCGGCCAACUCGAUCAUGCUGCGCGCAGCGCUACGCUGGAUAAUUUCCAGCGCGCGCUGGCGGUUGCCGCCAUCGCUAGAGGCUUUAAUGGCGUUAUAUCUGUCGCUCAGGGCACCGAAGUAGCCAUUGCACCGGUCGGCGUGGGCGUAACCUUAACCCUGGGCCAGAUCCUCGAUCCACUGAAUGAUCUGGUUGAACGUUUUUCCGCCCUGGCGUUGAUUGCCAGCGUUGCUCUGGGUGUACAGCUGACUUUAAGCGAAAUGUUUGCCUCCCCAUGGCUAUCCGGCAUUUUGAGUAUGGCCGGUCUGGCCUAUCUGAUAAUGCUCUGGCGAACGCCACAUCAUCUACAACAAACACGAGCUCCGUGGCUGGGCAAAUUUCUGGGCCUGGUUAUAUUUCUCCGGUUUAUGCUUGCCGUUAUGCUGCUGGCAACCCAUCUGCUGGACACCUAUUUUCUCGACGCCCGACAAAAUGAGGCGAUGGAUAACUUGAGCUAUACCAAAACGCAUAUCCAGAGCAUGCAGGACAACGAGAUUGCAGCCGCACCCGCCGAUAUGGAAGCUGACCUGUUUGAUCGCACUGCCGCCGGCAUACGUGAGUUCCUCGACAGUUCGAGCCAGACCCUGGACCUCAAAGCCCAACUCAACGAGAUGGAGCAACAGGUGGAAAACAGCAUCGAAGAAAUGAUUAACCUGAUUGUUAUCUUUCUGCUGCAGACGUUACUGCUUCCGAUUGCCACACUGUGGCUCUGCUGGCAAUUAUUACGUACAACUGGACUGGAAAUUACCAGUCGCCUGGCACCACGCAAAGAUCUAAAACUGCUGAAAAUCAGUGAUGCCGAGCGCAAAGAUCAGGAUGCACGGCGCCAGUACCUGCAAAGUGCAGAUGUCGCCAUACUGUGUUUACCCGACACCGCCGCACGUGAAGCCGUUGCGCUGGCCGCGGGUAAAACCCGGAUUCUGGACGCUUCAACCGCCUACCGCACCGAUCCAGACUGGGUUUAUGGUUUACCCGAACUCAACGCGCAGCAGAGAUCGCACAUCCAAAGCGCACAAUAUGUCAGCAACCCAGGUUGUUACCCGCAGGGUUUUAUUCUGCUGACUCGACCCCUCAUCGAAGCUGGUUUACUGGCAGCGGCCACUAGCCUGCGUUGUCAUGCGGUAUCAGGCUUUUCGGGGGGCGGCCGACAGAUGGUAGAAAAGUUCCGCGCAUUUGACCGCACCCAGCAAGACCAAUACAACAGUCAGGCUUACGGGUUAACCCUGCAGCACAAACAUGUGCCUGAGAUGCACCACUACAGCACAACGCGCGAUGCCCCCUUGUUCACGCCCAUGGUGGCAAACUACUACAAAGGCAUGUUGGUACAGAUUCCGCUGUUUCGUCAGGAAGUUGGUCAUGCCAGCAAAUCCGAACUUCACGAUAUACUUACCGCCAGAUAUGCAGGUGAAUCUUUUGUCAGCGUCCUGCCACUGGACAACAGUAUGUUGAUCGACGGAUUCUUGAAUCCAACAGUCUGCAACGACACUAACAACAUGCAGCUGAUGGUGUUUGGCAAUGAUGAUCAGUACCUGCUGGUCGCGCGUUACGACAAUCUCGGCAAAGGCGCAGCCGGCGCAGCCGUGCAGAAUUUGAAUCUGAUGUUAGGCAACCCGGUAGCGCUGAACCUGAGCCGCGGCAAACCCGCAGCCGACCAGGUUGCACUCUCUGACAAAAUGGAAGACGUGAUUGCCGGUGACUAUUUCGACAGCACCGGUACCGACGUACGCAACUAUGGUGAAAUUCGAGGGAUUGCUGAUGGGCGCGCUCUGGGUGAAGAACUCAUGGGCGUGCCGGCCGCGAACAUUAUCGCAGGCGGUAACUCAAGCUUAUUCCUGAUGCAUCUUGUGACUGCAACAGCACUGACAUAUGGCCUUUGGGGUGAUCAGCGACGAUGGUCCAACUCCAAUCCUGUUAAAAUCCUGGCCCCGGCACCGGGCUACGACCGGCAUUUUGCGCUUACGCAGUCUCUGGGCAUCGAGAUGAUACCUGUCGCCAUGGGGCCUGACGGUCCGGAUAUGGCACAGGUUCGCGCAUUGGCAAGCGCCGACGCAUCAAUCAAAGGCAUCUGGUGUGUACCGAAGUAUUCGAACCCGACGGGUUGUAUCUACAGCGACGUGGUCGUCGACGAGAUGGCUGCAUUGCCAGAUGCUGCAGCGGCAGACGACUUUGUUGUAUUGUGGGACAACGCCUAUGCCGUGCACGACUUCAACUUUCCCGGACAGGCGUUGAAAUCUAUCUUCGAUGCCGCCCAGGCAGCCGGUACCGCGGAUCAUAUCGUUCAGUUUGCCAGCACCUCGAAAAUCACCUUUGCCGGCGGAGGCGUUGCCUUUGUUGCUUCAAGUGAGCGCGUACUUAAAGCCCUGGAAGAACGCCUGGGCUUCAUGAUGAUCGGCCCCGACAAAGUUAAUCAGCUGCGUCAUACCCGUUUUUUGGGCGGUCGCCUGGAACAACAUAUGCAGGCUCACGCCGCGCUGCUGAAACCAAAAUUUGAAAUUGUCGAAGACACCUUAAGCAAAGAACUCGGUGAUCUCGAUAUCGCGCAGUGGACCAAACCCGGUGGCGGUUACUUCGUCUCCUUAGACGUUAAUCCCGGGCUUGCGCAAACGAUUGUAAGCAUGGCCAAAGACGUCGGCCUGACGCUUACCCCCGCUGGCGCAACCUACCCCUAUGGGCAGGAUCCAGAUAAUUGCAACAUACGUAUUGCACCCACUUUUGCAUCCAUCGAAGAAUUGCGGACUGCCAUGCAAAUCCUCACGUUGUGUCAUAUGUCCGAUUGGAAGCUAGAAGAAUUUGCAGUACCCGAAGUCGCGGACAAAGAUCGCUUUCACGACUUUGCCCUGCCUAUGCCGCUCAUGCAGGCCAUUGCAGAUCUGGGCUACGAGUAUUGCACCCCAAUACAAAGUAAGACGUUGCCGUUUGCGCUGUCAGACUACGAUGUCACGGGACAGGCGCAGACCGGCACCGGUAAAACCGCUGCCUUCCUGAUUGGCGUGCUGACACGCUUCUGGGAAAACCCAUUAAAAGAAGUUCCCCCACUGGGAUGUCCCAGAGCACUGAUCCUGGCUCCAACCAGAGAAUUAGCGCUGCAGAUAGAAGGUGAUGCCAAAGGCCUGACCAAGUACAUGGACGAACGUACCGUCUGUGUUGUCGGUGGCAUGGACUUCCAGAAGCAGCUCGACAAACUUGAAAAGAAACCCGUCGACCUGCUGGUGGCUACCCCAGGUCGUCUGAUCGACUUUUUAGACCGCAACAAGAUUUCGCUGAAACAUGUUGAAGUGCUGGUUAUCGACGAAGCCGACCGUAUGUUGGACAUGGGUUUCAUCCCAGAUGUGCGCCGUAUUGUCUUUCAGACCCCACACAAACGAACCCGUCAGACGUUAUUUUUCUCCGCGACCUUUAACGAUGACGUCAUGCGCCUGGCGGAAUCCUGGACCAUUGAUGCAGAACAUAUUGUUAUCGAGCCUGAAAGUGUGGCGACAGACACGGUCGACCAGAAAUUCUGGAUGAUCGGACGAGACGAAAAAGACAGCGCUUUAUUGAAUUUGCUGCGUAAUACCGACACGGAACGCGCAAUUAUUUUUGCCAAUCGACGCGAUCAGACACACAGAGUUGUCAAAUACCUGCAGAACAACAACAUUGAUUGUGAGGCCCUGGCAGGUGACGUGCCCCAGCGCAAACGUCUGUCGACCUUAAAUCGCUUUAAAGAAGGUAGCUUGAAAUUCCUGGUGGCCACAGAUGUGGCCGGCCGUGGGAUUCACGUCGAUGGCGUUACACACGUCAUAAACUACGAACUGCCGGAAGACCCGGAAGAUUAUGUGCACCGUAUCGGCCGCACCGGGCGAGCCGGCGCAACGGGUACAUCCAUCAGUUUUGUUUCUGAAGACGACGCCUUCAACUUGCAGCCCAUUGAGCAAUACCUGGGCAUGAAGGAACGCAGGUUAUCUGAGCCGGUCAAUGGACGUUUUAAGCACCGGUUGAAUUCAGAUAUCGUUUUAUAUUGGGGAGUACUUCUGAACCGUUUGCUCAUAAGCAUUGUUUCACUUUGCCUGUUUCUGGGUAUUGUGACCUUCUUUGGCACAAACGCCUCUGCUCAGAGCAAGACUGAGAUAACUUGGGACGUUCCCUGGGAAGUGUUGCCUGCUGAGAAUGCAGCUACUCUGGCAGAGGCACAGCGCAGCAAGCGCUGGAUCAAAGGGUCCGGGAUCGCAUCAUUUUCCUAUGACAGCCAGCCGAAAUGGUUGCGUUACCAGAUCCCUGCAGUCGAUUACGUACGCGCCUUCAGUAUCGAAAACCCGUGGCUUGCGGCCAUCGAUGUGUAUUCACUAUCAGAUGGGGUCGUCCACGAAAAAUACGAGAUGGGUAAUCGCCGACCUGCUGUGAAUCGCCCCAUCGGCAGCACCAAUUUUGCGGUGGGCCUGCGCUCAAACGUCGACGAAGUUUAUAUCUACGAUCACGCUCUAUCGGCGUCUUAUUUUCCAGUGACCCUGUCCGCGGCUGCGGCGUUUACCGCCAGAAGCACAAAGCUCACCGCUUUCCACGGCAUGUACUACGGUGGUUUGCUUAUCAUCAUUCUGUACAACCUGGCGAUCUUUUUUGGCACCCGCGACAGAGCUUACCUGUACUACACUCUGUAUGCCGGAUCCCUGGUCGCAUUCUUAUCAACUGCAGACGGCACCGGCGCGGUUUUUCUGUGGAACGAAACACCCAUCAUCCAGGAUUACGUUAUUGGCCUGGGGUGGGGGUUGGGUUUUAUCUGGUUACUUGAGUUCGCCAACCGCUUCCUCAACACCAGCCACAUCAGACACUGCCGGUUGAUCCGCAGAACGAUACAAGGGAUGACGGGGCUGACUAUGUUCAUGGUCAUCCUGUGGCCGGGUAACAAUGCUUAUGUGCUGCAAACAAUCAUGAGCUUUGUGGUGCUGUCCGCACUGCUGUUUAUUGGCAUCAACACAUCCUUGAAAGGCAUACGCAACGGCGGGCUCUUUCUCGCCGCUAAUGGCGUGUUUGCUAUCGGUGCAUUUUCCCACAUGAGUAUGUUGAUGGGCUGGCUGGCGCCACACCCGAUGUUGCAACAUGGCAUUCACAUUGGCUCACUGGCAGAGUUGAUACUCCUCGCUGCCGGGCUGGUAAGACAGCUGCGCGCCAACGAAGAAGCUCGUUUUGCCGCAUUCAACCAAUCCCAGGAGCUGGUAAGGCGUAAUCACGAAUUACGCACCGCCUCGGCUCUGGCUGAAGAACAUCGCCAGUUACAGAAGUCUCUACAACAGGCGCAGAAACUUAAAACCAUCGGCCAACUGGCCGGUGGCUUUGCCCACGACUUCAACAAUAUUCUCGCCAGCAUUCUCGGCUUCGCCGAACUGGCGCGGGACAAAACUGCCGCCUCAGACCGGGCUACGCUGCUGCGUUACAUUGGUGAGAUCCAACAAUCGGGCGAACGUGGCGCUAAUCUGGUAAGACAGCUGCUCACCUACAGUCGCAGCACCAGUUCAGCACCUCGUGAACUCAACCUUGGCCAGGUUCUGGAACAGUCCGGCGAGCUACUCCGAGGCAGCCUGCCAGCCACUGUAAAAAUACAAACACAUAUCCCGCAGCAGUCUGUACGUUUAUCAAUCGACCCUGAACAGCUGCAGCAGGUGCUGGUUAACUUAUCUAUCAAUGCAGCAGAGGCAACGGACAACCGCGGCCAGAUUGAUAUCUACCUCGAAGAGGAAAAGCUGCAAGGUUUGCGCUGUACCUCGUGCCUGACGCGUUUCAACGGCGACUACAUCGCAAUCAAAAUCGAAGACAACGGCGCCGGUAUAUCGGGCAGCGCAGAGAACCUGUUUACGCCAUUCCAAACCAGUAAAGAAGUAGGUCAAGGUACAGGGCUGGGGCUGUCGGUUGUGCACGGCAUCGUGCACGAACAUGGCGGUCACGUACAUGCCAGCAAUCGCGCGGACGGCGGGGCGCGGUUCACCAUCUACCUGCCACACAAUGCAACCGUGGCGUUGGGUGCAACAGAUACACACAAACGCAUCUUACUGAUUGAAGACGACCCAUCCGUUGCGAGCUAUCUGCAAUCGCUGUUUGAAAAUGAGGCUUAUCACACCACCUUUGCGACGAUGCCUACGGAAGCUUUAGAAACAUUUGUAGCAAAUCCGGAUGCUUUUGAUCUGGUGAUCACAGACUAUCUGAUGCCACAAGGUACGGGCCUGGAACUGGCUGAAGACAUCCACGCGCUGCGCCCAGAUCUGCCUAUUCUGCUGACAACCGGUAACGCCAACAAUCUGGACAAGAGCGCACUCACGUCAGCGGCGGCCAGCGAAGGUGCAGAUGUGAUCACCUGGCCGGAAGCCUUUGCUUAUCUGGGCCGCCAUGACGGCAAACGCGAGAUACUGGAGGCACUACCAGACGGAGGACCGAUCUUUCAUCGCUGCACUCAGCUCGCGCAACGUUUGAACUGCGAAUUACUCCUCGGCGGAUUCCAUGAAUCGUCACCAAACUCAGACAAGUGUUUCAAUACCAGCGUAUACCUGGGCCGAGAUGGCAACAUCAAAGCGAUGUACCGCAAAAUCCAUCUGUUUGACGUCAAUAUUAAAGACGGCCCAACCCUGCAGGAGUCACGCCAGACCGAAGCUGGAGAACUGGCGGUAGUUGUAGACGCUUCGUUUGGUCGAUUGGGUUUGACGGUUUGUUACGACGUCCGGUUUCCCAUGCUUUAUCAGAAUCUUGCCGAUCAGGGUGCUAUUGCCAUGUCAGUGCCUUCAGCAUUUACCGCCACCACCGGAGCCCUGCACUGGCAUACCCUGCUCAAGGCCCGCGCUAUCGAAACUCAGAGUUAUGUCAUCGCACCCGCGCAACAUGGCCAGCACAGCAGACAUCGCGCGUCUUACGGGCAUUCGUUAAUCGUCGACCCCUGGGGCAAGGUGGUUGCUGAACUGGCUGACGGUGACGGCUACGUGAUUGCGGAGGCUGCGCGCAUGUCUGAUUCAGUAAAAUUCCGGGGCAGUGGCAUCAUCGUGCUGGCGGCCAUCGUCGUGAUUGCUGCCGGCUUAAAAGCCUCUCAAGAUCUUAUGGUGCCGUUUUUACUGGCUGCUUUUAUUGCCACUAUCGCUGCAACACCCAUGUUCUGGCUGCAGAAAAAAGGCCUGCCCGCAGCUUUCUCUCUGCCUGUUGUCAUGAUCUUCAUUGUUCUGCUGGUAUUUCUGUUAGGGGCCCUGGUAACUCAAUCCGCCUCGGACUUCACCGCCAAACUGCCGUUCUACCAGGAGCGUCUGCAGGCUUUUCAGGAAGACACCAACCGCUUGCUGCAGCCGAUUAUUGAUCGCACCGGGAUCGAGGUCAGACUGGAACUGUUGUAUCAGAAUUUUUCGCUGAACACUGCGCUGGAAAUGGCGGGUACCACGCUGGCACGUCUGGGUGGUGUUCUGAGUAACAGUUUUCUUAUCCUGCUGACGGUGAUCUUUAUACUUGCUGAAGCCGCCAGCUUUCCGCGCAAGCUAUCAGAUGUGCUUAACGACCCAGAACGGGAUCUGCCUUACUUCGCGCAGUUUGCUGAAAACGUCAAUCGCUACAUUGGUAUCAAGACCAGUGUCAGUGUAGCCACCGGCGUGAUUGUGACGCUGUUCCUCUGGCUGCUGGGGGUCGACUUCCCUAUUUUAUGGGGGCUGCUGGCUUUUCUACUCAAUUAUGUUCCGACCAUAGGUUCAAUAAUUGCAGCCGUACCUCCGCUUAUCCUGGCUUUAGUGCAGAUUGGAUUUGGCGCAGCUGGCGCGGUCGCCGCAGGCUUCCUGGCCAUCAACAUCAUCAUGGGCAACGCGGUUGAACCCCGCUUUAUGGGUCGCGGCCUGGGGCUAUCAACCUUAGUGGUGUUUCUCUCCCUGGUUGUGUGGGGCUGGGUGCUCGGGCCGGUUGGCAUGCUGCUGUCUGUGCCGCUGACCAUGACGGCAAAAAUUGCUCUUGAAGCCAAUCCCGAUACUCGUUGGAUCGCUCACCUGUUAGGUCCAGCUGAUGCGUUGCCGCCACUGGAUGAGACACAGGCACAGAUCAUCAAAGCGGCUUCUGACACGGCUGAUGCAGGUGAUGAAAAAGACCAGGAUACCCGGACGAUCAAACUCAACACAAAUGAAAACCCCUAUCCGCCUUCGCCAGCCGUACAACAGGCACUGGUGGGCAUUGAUGUUUCGCGGUUACGCACCUAUCCGCAACCAACGGCGGAUUUACUGCGCGACGCGAUAGCCCAAACACAUGGCCUUACGCGCGAUAAUGUGGUCGUGACUCACGCGGGUGACGAAGCCUUGCGCCUGGCGAUCACCACCUUUGUUGACCCUGGCCAGUCUUUUGGCAUGGCCAAUCCCAGCUACUCGCUGUAUCCGGUACUUGCCGCCAUACAUGACGCCCGGGUGGUUACCGUUGACCUGCAGGCUGACUGGAACUGGCCCGCGGACUUCACCAGCCAACUCAACAGUGCCGGCGUGCAACUGACCUGUGUGGUCAAUCCUCACGCGCCCAGCGGCACGCUGUAUUCACAGGCAAAAUUAUCUGAGUUAGCAAACAAUCUGAAUGGUGUGUUGUUGAUUGAUGAGGCCUAUGCAGAUUUCAUUAACCCCGACCUGAAUUACAACAGCUCGGAAUUACUCUUAAACCAUGACAAUGUGCUGGUCCUGCGCACUUUCAGCAAGGGUUACAGUCUCGCCGGCCUCCGCUUGGGAUAUCUGUUAGGCAACACGGAUCUGAUCGACCCGAUCAUCCGCAAAACCCGUGACAGCUACAAUGUCGAUCAUAUCGCACAGGCACUUGGACUGGCCGCCAUCAACGACCAGGAUUAUGCACAACAGACCUGGCAUCAGGUGCGGAUGGCCAGAGACAGCCUGCAGCAGAAUCUCACCCAGCUCGGCUUACCAUCACCACCCAGCCAGACUAAUUUCCUGCUGGUUGAGGUGCCGCCGGCGCUGCCUAAGAGCGCCAAUGCACUUUAUCUCCUGUUGAAAGAAGCUGGCAUUCUGGUGCGUUACUUCAAUACCGACAUGCUUCGGGUUUGCAACAAGCGGAUUCCGGCCAUGAGUAAACACCUGCUGCGCGCAGCUGAUAUCGAAAAGCAGCGCGAAACCCGCACCCAGCACCAAUUCAACGACAAUGCCAUCCGACAUACAAAAAACCUCACUGCUGGCACAGACAUGCAGCGUAUCGGCAUCCAUCUGGUGCGCAUAGAGACCGGCUGUGAUUCCACCACCCACCAUUACCACGAUGCUGACGAAGAGUUUAUCUACAUCCUUUCCGGUCAGGGCAUAGCCAGAAUUGGCGAUGAAACGUUCAGCGUUGGUGCAGGGGAUUUCAUGGGAUUUCCCGCACCCUCACCUGCACACAGCCUGCACAACCCAAACCAGGAAGACCUGGUGUAUCUGAUGGGCGGCGAGCGCUGGGCGACAGAUAUCGUUCACUACCCGGACAUCAAGCGCACCAUGAUCAAGACACACGGCAAGCGCCGCUGGGCAGACUGGCGGGACUUCGAGGGGUUCGGCGCCAGCGAAGCCCUGGGGCAGAGUAUCUGCCUGCACGGUCUGAUACCUGCGGAUCUACUGGGUACGGUACCCGUCGGCACGCAAAUCCCCCUGGGUGAUGGCUGGGCCUGUCGUCUUGAUGGCGAUAGCAGCUUAAACAGUCUGUUUACCUCCAUGUUCAUGCAUGGCGGCUGGCUGCAUAUCAUUGGCAAUAUGCUGUUUUUGUGGGUGUUUGGCGACAACGUCGAAGAUGUUAUGGGUCCCGGCCGGUUUGUGUUGUUCUAUCUAUUGUGUGGCCUGGCCGCCGCCGGCGCCCAGAUAGCGGCAGAUCCGGGUUCUACGGUACCUAUGGUAGGUGCAUCCGGUGCUAUUGGCGGUGUCAUGGGUGCAUACGCCAUCUUGUUUCCACGCGCACGCGUUCAUCUGCUGAUUAUCUUAUUCAUCUAUGUGACCACCAUUUCGGUACCUGCCAUCUUUAUGCUCGGCUACUGGUUUCUGCUGCAGCUGAUAUCAGGUGUUGGGUCUCUUGGUGCCAGCGGCGGCGGUGUUGCUUUCUGGGCGCACGUUGGCGGUUUUGUCGCUGGGGUGGGUCUGGAAAUCGAAAAACGCGGAUUCCCCGGCAUCUACGGCCCCAGCCUGGGCGAUAGCCUGUCACUGUGCACCGCCAUUGCAAUGGCCACCGAUCGUAUCGACAUAGGCACCAGCAUCACGCCUAUUUACACUCGGAACGUUGCAGAUUUUGCCGGCACCGCAGGGUUUAUCCACGAAAUCUCCAAUGGCCGCUUCCGUUUUGGCGUUGGUGUGAGCCAUGCGCCUGCUAUGGACCGUUUAGGUAUCAAACAAGGCAAACCACUGGGUGACAUGCGCCAGUUUGUGGAAGAUAUCCACGCAGUGCCAAGGGUUGGCGACAUGCCGCCGAUUGUUCUGGCGACAUUACGCAACAAAAUGAUCGCCCUGGCGGAGGAAAUUGCUCAGGGUAUGGUAUUUGCCAACGGCGCCCGUUCACAUAUGUCCAGUUCCCUAGGCGUGCUUUCUGACGGUGCCCGGAUGGGAGCGGACUUUUUUAUCGGUAACAUGGUGCCGACCUGCAUCAACGACGACAAAAAGGCGGCUAUGGCGGUCAAUCGCAAAACCCUGACCAGUUACGCGUUUCUACCCAACUAUCGCAACUACUGGAAAGAAGCCGGCUACGAAGAAGAGAUGAACGGUGUUGAAGCAGCGCUGGCUGCCAAAGACCUGGAUCGGGUACCUGAAUGUUUAUCUGAUCGCUGGCUGGAAGACACCACUCUGUCCGGCAGCGCCAGCGAAGUGCGUGAAGGCAUUGAAGCCUGGUUCGACGCCGGUAUUAAGACCCCGAUUGUUGUGCCUUCUGCCGUGAAAGGUGGACAGCUGCAGGCACUGGAAGAUCUAUUUGCACUGUAUGACUGA